AAACUAAACGCUAUUGGUCGGUGUGUGGGUUAUUGGUUUUACAUGGCCCUGGUAUUUUAGUUCGUCCGUUCGCGGGCUAACUGCGAAUUAGGACAUGGCUUCUGUGGACCGAGGGGAUGUAGGCGAUAUUGACGCACUUCUGAGGGCUGCAGAGAUUCUAGAGAAAAAGUUGUAUUCAAAAGGUGGUUAUGGCACGGCUGACACACUUCGGAAUAUCAACGUGACUCAGUUUCUGGAGUGGUUAAGUACCGGUGACGAAGGUGAUGGUAAUGCCUCUCUGGAUCCUAAAAUUUCUCCAACUAUGCAUGUAGAGCUAGCGAAUCUCAUACAAAUGUCAGGAUGUCAGAAAAUCAGUGACUUACAGACAGUAUUCGGAUCGGCCCGCAAAUUAGUUCCUACCAAACCAACUCCUCUGAGCUAUUCAGAUGGUGAUCCGGUGUUUACAUAUCAUCCUGAUACUUGGAAGCAAUGUACUGCAUCUCAUUUAAGAUCGAAUUCUGCUUCUUCGAAGUUGCCGCAAAGUCACUGUCGUGUCCUCACAGCUGCUACAGGUGCCACUCAAUUAUCAGAACCAUUUUCAGUUGGAGGAAUUGGAACAACAGAUGAACCGGAUGGAUUGUCCAACACAAGUGAUGAUGUUUGUAUGGAUAGUUCAAGUCAAGACAGCUAUUCGGGGAAUACAGCUCCCGUUCGUACGAAUACUGAUGCUAUGCACAUUUUGAACGCAUCCCUUGGUUCUGAAUUUAAUAGCAAUGUGGAUCCUGGAAACAAUAAAUCUCAGUAUUCUAAUUGUCGUUUGAGAUCAGCUCUACUAACACCUUAUUCUCCUGGUUCUGAAAUACAUUCCAUUAACAGUGUUAGGCACUUGAAUCAUUUUUUGAAUAAGGAUCUCUCCACUUCUAACAUAUCUCUUCAACAGAGACCAGUUACCGAAAGUAUUCAACCCGAAAUAUUUUCUAAUAGUACUUCAUCACAACGACUACUGGAAGUUCUUUCUAGGCCAUAUGAAAAUUAUGAUGAUUUAGAUCAACGUAACUCUAAGUUUCGAGCAUCUGAAAGCCCUCAAAGUACUCCAACUGUUCAUCAAACUUCCUGGAGUGCACCUCCGUCUGUCUCAUCCAGUAGUUGUGCUACUCCGGAUAAAGAAUGUUGCGAUAUACCGAAUCAAAGUGAAAUUCCCCAACCAGUUCGUCCAACACGUUUCAGUUGUUCAAGUUUACCCGUAAAGAAACGCAAGUUGGAUUGGAAACAAUCAGAUAAUUGGUUCCCUGAUUUACAGUCAUCUGAUAAGCAUUUAUGUAAAUUUAGGAAAACUCCCAACAUUAAUUCGCCAGAUCUUGUUAGUACUACUGGUUUUAUGACGACACUAAGUCAUGAUAAUCUCACAUACUGUUCAUCGAGUGGGAGUACCCCAGAAAGGCGGAAAUCGGUUGGUGGUAGUAUAUAUGUAUCGGAUAGUACUCAGCAGUCUGUCAUUUCGAAGACUACCAUUCCUCUAUUGAGAACUUGUUCUGUGCCUGUAAACAAUGAACAGCGUAUGAUUCAUUCAUCAAAACUUUUAGAUAAUUUGACACUUUCUAAACAUUUAAUUGAAGAGAAAAAAUCGUCAAUAAAAACACCUUAUCAAAAUCAUUUUUCUGUUCUUACUCGUACACUAACCGGUCCGGAUAAUAUUAAAAGUCAUAUUAACAGUUCAAAACAAUAUUCCUCUGAGUUGACAACAGUGUCAAAUGGUUCGGAUUUUUCAAAAUUAUCAAAAGAUAAUAUUUUUAAUAGUAAUGAUAACAAGAAGAGGAAAUAUGCCACUCUUUCCAGUGUUGAUUGUUGUACUACAACGGUGGGUAGCAACUAUUGUCCCGGUGUUUUUAAUAAUAAUAAUAAUAAUAGUGAUGAAGACUCGUAUAUUUCAAAAAUCAAUCAUUCAACGACAUCUUCCACUAUUCAUUACAAUGCAAGGAAACCGAUAACAGCGGAUUUAUUAUUUCGUUCACCACAUAGUACCCAUAAACAUCGUUCUCAUACCCAGAAUAACAAUGACAAUAGUAGUAAUCAAUUAACACUCUCUAAUGCCUCUGACAAAAUUCAUAAUCGUAAUGAAAUAUUUGAUUAUACAAAUGAAGUUCAUCAACAUCAUUGUUUCUUAAAACUACAAACUGCUAGAACUGUAGAAAUGGAUGUAUCCAAUAUAUAUAAUAAUAAUAAUACUAAUAAAUUAAAUGGAUCCGCACCGGUGGUAGAACGCAAACACAAUGGUCUUAUACAAACUAUACCGCAUAAUGAACAUAACAAUACUGUAUCACAUCAAUUAUCUCACACACUCAAAGAAGAUACUGUUUAUAAUUUUAAUACAAUUUGUCAGAAACAAUCUAGCAAUUCGGACAAUAGUAAUGAUAUCAUAUCAGUUCAAAACAGAAAUAAUCUUGUUAAUAAUUAUCAACAAUUAUCAUCUGUUAUUAGUCAGUCAACAAUGCUUCCUGAAUAUGCUGUUACUACUACCUCUAAUCCAACAACAACUACUGAUGUUAUUAGUCAUAAUCUUAAUACUUAUAUUGAUUCAAGCAUCAAAAGUGAGUGUACACGUGUUUCUGUAAAUUCCAGUCCUAUGAAAUCAAUUAUGCCAGAAUCUACAAUCAAUAAAUCACCUACGGAACAGUUGAAAUAUUCACAUGGAAAUUUACCUAAUGGUGCUACCACAUUAUCACCAUCAUCAUCGUCUGUGUUAGCGAAUCAAAUGAAUGUCAACGGUGCACAUGUUAUUAUGAUGCUUUCUCCAUCUAUCACAAUCCCGACAUCUGUUCAUUCAUCGUCAGCUAAUCAGAUUAGUACAUCAUCAUCAUCAUUUUCAAAUGUUCAACAAUCUUCUUCCAAUUAUAAUAACAAUAAUAAUUCUAAAAUCAUACCACAUUCAUCUAAUUGUUCUCAAACUUAUACUACCCCCGCCAUCACUACAUCAAACUUUGUAAGUAGUAGUAGUGGCACGUCAUCUUUCCCCUUACUUUUAAUCUCUGCUUCUUCAUCGGCCAGUGCGGUUGCAUUAGCUGAGGCUGCUGCUUUAGCCACAGGAGUACCGUCGACAAGUUUUGUACCCGUUCCUGUACAAGUCACUACCUAUGUCCCUCCACCAUCAUCAACAACAAUCACAACAACACGAUCAAUAAAAAAUGAAGAGCAUAAUGACAAAUUAAAUAAUCAAUGUAAAAUUUCCAAUUCAUUGAAUAAUGAAAUUAACACCAUUUCAAAUCAACAUUUUAUUCUGUCAGUCAUGGUGACUGAUAAUCAUGUUCAUAACGAUGAUAAUAAUAAUAAUAAUGGCAAUGGUGAUAAUCAGAAAUCAUUUUCAGUUCAAAGAAAAAUCCCUUUUGUCUUAAGUACACCUAGCUUCCAUUCAAAUGUCAAUAAUAUUCAAAAUGAUAGAAAUAUCAUUAUUGAUGGUAAACAACAUCAUUCCACUCCAUCAGUAUUAAAAGAUAUUUCAUUGACUAACACAUCUGAUGAUAACGUUUAUGAUAGUAAAUUGACCCAUCAAGCUGUAUAAUGUAGCUGAUGAUGAUAAAAACUGAGGGGGAUAGGCAGCAUGAAAAUAGAAAGUGUCACUUAAUUGAUAAAGGAAAUGACAAAUACAAUCUCUAUACUUGUAAACUGAAAAUAUGCCUCUAUCCCUACUACCAUUACUAUUGCUUUUGUUGCUACACAUAGCACAGUAGUAUUCAAAUAAAGGUCUCUUUAUACUUAUCAGUGUAUUCCCUCGAUCUUCUCAUUAACUAUUACUUCAACCAAGUGAUUCGUUCACCUGAAAUAAUUCUCUUUUGAUCAUUACUUUUUUUAGUUUUCCUUCUAUAUUUAUUCCAUUUAUCGUCAAAGUAAUCUCUUUUUUAUGUUGAUGUGUACGUGUGUUCAUGUUUAAAUGUUCCUACCAUCAACUGUCACAUUUCUUCUAAACAAAUAAGAUCUACGCUUUUUUAUUAUUAGGUGUCGAAUAAUUACUAAUAGGCUAUCAGAUCACGUUAAUUAUCUUAUACAUUUUUCAGUUUUUAUCGUUUUCUUGUUUUUACAAAUUAUUUGUAUAUUUAGGUUCCAUUAAAAAUCUAUCAUCAUGGCAACUAUUAUCAUUAGUGUUAUUAUCAUUUUUAUGUGACCUCUCCCUCACUACGCGCCUAUACACACAUCCAUCGUACGUUUGCUAUUCUCUCACCACCAUCACUCUUGCUGUGUUGUUUCCUUCCUUAAAUACAUGUAAACGGAAUAUACCUAUUGAGACAAAAUAGGGAAGAUAUAUAUGUGCUAAACUAUGUGUUAUCACUGUGUGCACUAUUUUCUGGUAUAUAUCCAGUCUUAGUUUACACAGUAUCAAUAUGUUACGUGUAAACACAAAAUCCCCUUCUUUGCUGUCUUUUCUCUCCAUCACUAGUUAAUAAGAAAAAGUGAAAUGAUCUUUUGAACAAUUGAACAAUCCCACCGUGUUUCUGUUUCCUUUCUUUCUAAUUCGUUUAUUUCUGGUUUCUUAUCUGAUUUUUCAACAUACCAUGUUUUACAAUUCAUUGGGAAGAUGGGCAAUUAUAUAAUAUUAUCAUAAUCACUUUUUCAUGUGUUUGUUUUUUGAAUUAUUCCUUACUGGAUUAUUACUACUCUGUGAUGGGCGCGGGAACUUCGAGCGAUACAAUUGUUAUACCAAAGCAAAAUGUAUUAAACAUAUUGAAGAGACUAUGCUUCAAGGAAAUGAAAUUGCAUUUCUCCCUCUCUUUCCUGUUCAUCGUCAUCAACGCUAGACAUCUAAAAACAAUAUCAUAUCAUCCGGUUCACAUAUUAGGCUCAUAUUGUUAUCCAAUCUAUAUCAUAAUGUUUGAUUCUUUUAUCUCCUUCCUGUUCUCGCCCCCACUCUCCAACUCAAAUCACAUGAGCUAACCUUGGUGUCUAUUGUAGACACCAGCUAGUUGUCAGUGUUGAGAUACUGUUUGUCUCUUCUCCUACUAAUUAUUUCAUAAAUGAUUAAUUGCCAUUUUGUUAUAUUUUUUCAAUAAGGGAAUUUAUUCCUAUUUCUACAUUUAUGUGUAACAUCACUCAAUUUUUCUUAUUAAAGAAAUACAAAAUAAGACUUUUCAAGUCCAUCAUAUUUACUGCCACCACUCUCCACUCACUCAUCUACUUGUGUUAACACAAAAGGGGAAAAAUUCUAAUUCUCGAAAAAAUAUACAGGUAGGUAAAAUGGUCUGGAAUGCGGCGUUUAUUACGUGUUAUUAUUGUUUAUUCUUGCUGACGUUAUUUAUCAUCAAUCUACUUGUUCUUUUACCAAAUACUCUACUCUUCUUGCCUUUUUUUGUUCACUACUUGUUGCGAUUCCGCGGUAGUUUUCCUCAAACUUCUUUAUUUGUUGUCUGUUCCUCAUCUUUAUGUGUAUGUAUGCGUGUGGGUACUUUCACUCACAUUUGUGUAUGUUUAUCUGUUUGGUGAUUUUUUUAACCAUAAAUUGACGAUUACGAUGGUAUUAACGAUUUCGGAUAAUUCUUCAUUUUCUCCUCUUCAUAUUUUUGUCAAAUGUGUUAAUGCUUUUGUGUGUGUAAGUAUGAAUAAAAUAUAAAUUAUCUUUGAAUACAGUAAUAUUUGUGUU
This is a messenger RNA of Schistosoma guineensis, 5605 nucleotides long. The record is from the annotation of a GenBank genome assembly. NCBI's taxonomy places the organism in Eukaryota, Metazoa, Platyhelminthes, Trematoda, Strigeidida, Schistosomatidae.